AUGGAUCGGACCGAGGGGGGCCGAGACUCUCCGCAGGACUCCAAGCUUCUGUCGGGGCACGGCGGCGCAGAAAGGGGUGGGGAAACUGGCGAGCCCCCUCCUGAUGAUGAUCAAGUGAAAUUUGAUCCGACACCGGCGUUACCAGCAGUAGGAGAUAGGGCGCCUGCCACGGUAGAGCUGUAUCCAUCGUAUGUCCGACCGCCGCCGGGGGCGGACGACGGCGGGAAGCAGCAGGAGGGACAGGAGCGAGAGACGGAGAGGGGCUACGAAGGCGGAGAUCGUGUCAGACUUCUCGUUGGAAGUUUCAACGUGGGAAAUAGCCCGCUGACUGAUCUCGCUCCGUGGCUGCCGUACGGAGGGAAGGGGUUCGAUCUCAUCGUUGUCGGUCUUCAGGAGAGCACGUACAGGCCCCCUAGAGGCGCACGAGACUCGUCGCCGUUCCAGCGCACACUGAGCCUCAGCCCCAGCAACAGCCUCUCGCCGAUCAAGACAGGCGGCGGCGGCGGCGGUGGCGGCGCCGCCGGCGGUAGCAGCCGCUCCCCGCUGCGGUGGGGGGCCAUGCAGAGCGGAGACCCGGACGAUACCCCCCCCCCGGGGGCCGGGCUGCUAGCGUCAUCGUCCCUCUCGAUGUCGGCGGAAACUCCACCCGCGCCGCCGCUAUCGUCGCCGCCGCCCCCGCCAUCAUCCGGGUUUCUUUACCGCAAGCGCCGGGGAUCGAUCUCUGGCGGGGUGGGGCCGGGCAUGGCGGGAGCGGCGGCGACGAGAGGAGGCGUUUCCGGCGAGUCGCAACAGCGACGGCGGGCCUCGGUCUCGUCGUUCGAAGAUAUGGCGGGAGCGGCGGAGGCGAGUUGUAGGCUAAAGAGCCCGCGCGGCGGCGGCGGUGGCAGCCGUCGGGGUGGCCGCCUUGGACAAAACUUGGUGGGCGUGAGCAAGGAAAAAGAGGGGGCAGGGGGGGGGGUCC
Ectocarpus siliculosus is the source of this 961-nucleotide messenger RNA. Lineage: Eukaryota; Phaeophyceae; Ectocarpales; Ectocarpaceae. The record is from the annotation of a GenBank genome assembly.